GAUGAUAUUGUAGAUGAGCUUGAAAAUUAUACUAUCUAUAAUGCUUUACUAAAUGCAGCUGAAGCAUGGUCUAUGGUAUCGCCUCAAACAAUUUCAAACUGUUGGAUAAAACAAGUAAAUAAUGAAAUUGAAGAAACACCUGAAAAUUAUGAUACGGAUAUGAUGGAUGAAGAUGAAUUUAUACCUAUAUUAGAAAAAGUUAGUUUAAUAGAAGCGGAAAAUGCUGCAGAUAAAAUAAUAAGGUUUUUAUAUGAGCAAGAGCCAGAAUUUGGCGAAGUAAAUGAAGAAUUAGAAAUUCAUAAGGAUUACAAAAGCGAGUGA
This is a messenger RNA of Funneliformis mosseae, 321 nucleotides long. Lineage: Eukaryota; Fungi; Glomeromycota; Glomeromycetes; Glomerales; Glomeraceae. The record is from the annotation of a GenBank genome assembly.